Agrilus planipennis (emerald ash borer) is the source of this 897-nucleotide messenger RNA. RefSeq lists its product as uncharacterized. Lineage: Eukaryota; Metazoa; Arthropoda; Insecta; Coleoptera; Buprestidae. The transcript is spliced from 2 exons. The coding region runs from base 86 to 445 and encodes 119 amino acids. The record is from RefSeq and is a predicted model, not a curated record.
UUUUUUUAACGAAAUUCCUAUUUGAAAUUAAUUUCUAAAAUAUUGACUGGUAACAAAUUUUUUUAGAGGUGUUGUAGCCGUAACAAUGGACAUGUUAAAGCUGGAUAUUAACCAAUGUCCAGAUGAGUAUUACGUACCUAACGCGUUCAAAGACACGCAUAAGUGCGAUAAGCGAAAUUCUUGGUGCGUACCGAUUUUGGGUCGUGGUUUUGAAAGCGGAGGAUAUAAAUGCGAGUGUAAACAAGGUUAUGAAUAUCCUUUUGAAGAUCUUAUAACAUACUAUGAUGGGCAACUACUGGAAGCCGAGUUCCUUAAUUUAGUAGACAAUAAUGAGACCCGAUUUAAUAUGUUCAAAUGUCGGCUUGCUGGAACAAAUGGCAUUCACUGUAAUUUAUUUUUGGUAAUAUUUUCAGUAUUACUUCUGAUAUUACGCGAAUUUGAGUGACGACGUCUUAAAGUUUUUGUUUUUGAAGUCUUAAUAGGCCAAAGUUUUCAAACUAACUAUAAUGAAAAGUUUUAAUGACAAAAAAUAAUUAAGUUUAUUUUAAUAAGCGUGUAAAAUAAUGAAUCUCAAGCAAUAUUUGUUCUACUUGUAUAAUUUUUAUUUAUACUGAACUGUACUAUUUCAUAAGUAUGCAUGCUUUAUAUGUUUGAACAGUAUUGUUUCCGUCCAUUGUAUCUUUUUUUAUUUAUAUAAGAAUGAUAUUCAAUUUUGUAGAAAGUUGUAUGUUGGAGACUUGUCAUUGUGAAAUUAUUACUAAUAAUCCGUCCUAAAGAAUCAAAUAAUUGUUAAGAGUAAUUUGUAGUUUUCGUUUUUUAGACAAGUGUACAUUUUUGUGCCUUAAUAUGACUUUUAUUUUUAUUUUAAAUUGUAAAUUAAACAAGCAACAAGUUUUC